AUGGCUAGAGUAACACCAAUAUUUAAGAAAGGAAAAAGGAAUGAUCCGAAUAACUAUCGACCAAUAUCAGUUAUUUCAGCUGUAGCCAAAAUCUUCGAAAAAUUAAUCUUUGAGCAACUUUAUAAUUACUUCAGUUCUAACAGCUUGUUAACGCAUUGCCAGUCCGGUUUCAGGUCGUUACAUAGUACACUUACUGCUCUUCUUGAAGCCACUAGUAACUGGUCAGUUAAUAUUGACAAUGGCCUCUUCAAUGGAGUAAUAUUUAUCGACCUUAAAAAAGCAUUCGAUACUAUUGAUCAUCAGAUAUUGCUGCGGACGCUUCGAAUUUACGGUAUGGAUCAAUUAAGUCUCGAAUGGUUUCAGUCUUAUUUGACCGGUCGAUCUCAGAAAUGUAAUGUUAGAGGUUGCUUGUCAUCAUCUGCAUCAGUUACACGAGGUGUACCACAGGGAAGUAACUUAGGACCAUUACUCUUCCUUGUGUAUAUUAACGACCUUCCUAAUUGUCUUAGUGCAGCAGUACCGAGAAUGUUUGCUGAUGAUACGAACAUUAGUUAUGCGGCCAACACUAUCGCCGAACUAGAAAAUGUUAUUAAUUCGGAAUUAAAAAAAUUGAAAAGCUGGUUGGAAGCGAACAAUUUAAGCCUUAAUAUCGCCAAGACAGAAUUUAUGAUAAUAGGAUCUCGACAACGUAUGCAUGCGUACACUAACGAAAAUAUCAAUAUUGACCUGGAUGGUCAUGUGAUUAAACAAGUUGAUGAGGCAAAAUCACUAGGUGUAAUUAUUGAUAAAAAUCUGUCUUGGUCUAAACACAUUGAUAUGAAGUGUAAAAAGAUUUCUUCCGCUAUAGGUGCUCUUAAGCGAAUAAAACCAUUUAUAUCAACUGAAACAGCAAUCCAAAUUUACAACGCUAUAAUUCAACCUCACUUUGAUUACUGUAGUCCUAUUUGGGACGAAUUUGGCGCAACAUUAUGUGAAAAAAUGCAAAAAUUGCAGAAUAGAGCUGCUAGAGUGAUUACGAAAUCCAACUACGAUGUCAGCUCUAGCAUUCUCUUAGAGAAACUGCAUUGGGACAAUCUUUCCUUACGUAGGAAAAAGCACAAGUCUAUAUUUUAAUGUUUAAAACUAUCAAUAAGCUAACGCCAGAGUAUUUACAAAACAUGUUUACAUUUCGCAGCACAGAUUAUAACUUAAGAAAUGCAGAAAUGAAGCUAAAUUUACCAAAACCACGUACGGACUUUAUGAAGCGUAGUUUCUGCUACAGUGGAGCAAGUUUAUGGAAUGCGCUUCCUCAAACUGCACGUACGUCCAAAUCAUUGAGGCAUUUCAAAAAUGAAAUUAAUCAAUCAGUCUUGACAUUAUAAUGGGAUCCCCACACGGCAAUCUUGGAAAACAGUGCAUUUUAGUUAGGAAAUUAGUGUGUAUAUAGUGAUGUGUGAAAUUUAUUAAUAGUUUUUGUAUUUUAUUCUACACUGAAGAUUUUACCGUGUUUAAAUAAAUGUUCAAUGUUCAAUGUUCAAUGCUGUUUAGUGCUUGAAAUAUUCGCUAAAAUUGACUGGGAAUACUUAAAGUUUUCAUCGUAGAAUGGCGUGGUUAUAUAUUUAUUCGCUCUUUGACUAAAAUGUUUACCUGUAUUAUUGCUAAACAUGCAGUUUUUGAGAAUUUGCUUUUCAACUAGGUUGAGGCAUCCAACCACGCCAUCAGCCCAUUAAAAACAUUAGGUCACGUCAGCUAGUUUCCUAUCCAUUUAUUUUAUUAUCCAUGGUUAAAUUAAGGAAAGAAAUUUUUGUUUGAAAAAUGUCCUUUAUUUGGUGAAAUGUACCAGUAUUCAGACCUACGUGGAUAAAUCUCAACAGAUUUCAACUGUCACACUAACCUUUUUACCCACAACUACGUGGUGAUUCUCAGAUCAAAUCCUGCAUUUCUCCGAGACCAUGCUAUAUUUCUUAUCAUACUUGGGAUUAAAAAGGAGCGGGCGGAUUUGAACCACCAACUUCUCGAUCUGCAGUCGAAUGCUCUGCCACUGAGCUACACUCCCGACUUUCUUCACCAAGAAUUAAGUAAUACUGAAACUCUUUACAUCCACUACUGUUCUUGUUAAUAUUAAUCUGGCAACAUUGAGCUUUUCUUCAUUCCUUCACCUAAUGUAGUGUCUUAAAAUUUUUACCUUUGUCUCUAUUCGUAGAUUGCGUAGUCGGCUGGAUUUGAACCAGCCCGGUAAUAUCCCAACAGAUUUCUUGUCGGUCGCCUUAACCACUCCACCUCUAGAAACUGUUGAUUCCCAACGUUUUCGUAAAACGAAGUAUUUUUAUCUCUUAAAACAUACGCUACUAUCUAUUGGAAAUCUCUGGUUGGCCGACUUGAAUUAAAGAAAGAAAUUUCUGUUUGAGAAAUGUGCUUUAUUUGUAAAAAUGUCCCAUUAUUCACACCUAUAGGUGGAAAAAUCUUAACAGAUUUCCACCGUACCAUUAACCUAUACCCACGACUACAUGGUGGAUGCUUAUAUUUUUUAUCAUAUUUGGGAAUCAAAAGGAGCCGGCGGAUUUGAUCCACCCACCUCUCGAUCUGCAGUCGAAUGCUCUGCCAUUGAGCUACACUCUACACUUUCUUCUCCACCAAUUAUCUAAUACUCAAAUUAUUUACAUUUACUACUCUUGUUGUCUAUAUUCAUCUAGCAAAAUUGUGCUUUUCUUUAUUCCUUUACCUAACGUAAUGUCAUAAAAUUUUCAGCAAACUUUAUAUAUUCAGAGAUUGCGUAAUCGGCAGGAUUUAAACCUGCGCGGGUAUAUCCCAACAGAUUCCAAGUCUGUCGCCUUAACCGCUCGGCCACGACUAGAAACUAUCGACUUCCAUUGAUCUGGACGUUUUGGAAAAAAAACCUUUUUAUUUCAUCAUUCAGACAUUGGUGGAAAAAUCUCAACAGAUUUCCACUGUCCCACUAACCUCUACCCACGACUACCCAGUGAUUAUAUCUUUUAUCAUAUUUGGGAAUCGAAAGGAGCGGGCGAAUUUGAUCCACCGACCUCUCGAUCUGCAGUCGAGUGCCCUGCCAUUUAGCUAUACUCCCGAUUUCUUCUCUACGAAUUAUCUAAUACUCGAUUAUUUACAUUUACUACUCUUUUUGUUAAUAUUCAUCUAGCAAAAUUGUGCUUCACCUAACGUAAUUAAAAUUUUGACCUUGUCUAUGUUCGUAGAAUGCGUAGUCGGCAGGAUUUGAACCUGCGCGGGAAAAUCCCAACAGAUUUCGAAUAUGUCGCCUUAACCACUCGGCCACGACUACAAACUGUCGAUUCCGUUUGAUGCGGACGUUUUCCUAAAAAGAACUAUUUUUAUUUGUUAAAACAUACACUACUAUCUAUUGAAUACCUAUGGUUGGCGCAGUUAAAUUAAAGAAAUUGUGCUUUAUUUGUAAAAAGUCCCAUUAUUCAGACCUAUAGGUGGAAAAAUCUCGACAAAUUUCCACUGUCCCACUAACCUUCACCCGCGACUACAUAGUGAUUAUCAGAUCUAAUCGUGCUAUUAAUAUUCAUCUAGCAAAAUUGUUUUGCGGGCGGAUUUGAACCACCGACCUCUCGAUCUGCAGUCGAAUGCUCUGCCACUGAGCUACACUCCCGACUUUCUUCUCCAGGAAUUAUGUAAUACACAAAUUCUUUUGACCUACUACUCCUCUUAUUAAUAUUCAUCUAGCAAAAUUGUUCUUUUAUUUAUUCCUUUCCCUAACGUAAUGUCAUAAUAUUUUGACCAAACCUUAUAUAUUCGGAGAUUGCGUAGUCGGCAGGAUUUGAACCUGCGCGGGAAUAUCCCAACAGAUUUCAAGUCUGUCGCCUUAACCACUCGGCCACGACUACAAACUGUCGACUGCCAUUGAUCUGGACGUUUUGGAAAAAGAACUAUUUUUAUUUCAUUCAGACCUGGGUGGAAAAAUCUCAACAGAUUUCCACUGUCCCGCUAAACUCUAACCACGACUACCAAGUUAUUAUAUCUUUUAUCAUAUUUGGGAAUCAAAAGGAGUCGGCGGAUUUGAUCGGUCCACCUCUCGAUCUGCUGUCGAAUGCACUGCCAUUGGGCUACACUCUCGACUUUCUUCUCCACGAAUUAUUUAAUACUCAAAAUAUUUACAUUUGCUACUCUUGUUAAUAUUCAUCUCGCAAAACUGUGCCUUUUUUAUUCCUGCACCUAAUGUAAUUAAAUAUUUUGACCUUGUCUAUCUUCGUAGAUUACGUUGUCGGCAGGAUUUGAACCUGCGCGGGAAAAUCCCAACAGAUUUCUAGUCUGUCGCCUUAACCACUCGGCCACGACUACAACUGCGGAUUCCGUUCGAUGCGGACGUUUUCCUGAAAACAACUAUUUUAUUUGUUAAAACAUACACCACUAUCUAUUGGAAAUCUAUGGAUGGCCCAGUUAAAUUAAAGAAAGAAAUUACUGUUUGAGAAUUGUACUUUAUUUGUAAAAAGUCCCAUUACUCAGACCUAUAGGUGGAAAAAUCUGGACAAAUUUGCACUGUCGCACUAACCUUUACCCACGACUACAUAAUGAUUAUCAGAUCUAAUCGUGCUCUUUGCGGAGACCAUGCUAUGUUAAUUUUUUAUCAUACUUGGGAUUAAAAAGGAGCGGGCGGAUAUGAACCACCGACCUCUCGACUGCAGUCGAAUGCUCUGCCACUGAGCUACACUCCCGACUUUCUUCUCCUGGUAUUAUGUAAUACACAAAUUCUUUUCACCUACUACUCCUCUUAUUAAUAUUCAUCUAGCAAAAUUGUUCUUUUAUUUAUUUAUUUCCCUAACGUAAUGUGAUAAUAUUUUGACCAAACCUUAUAUAUUCGGAGAUUGCGUAGUCGGCAGGAUUUGAACCUGCGCGGGAAUAUCCCAACAGAUUUCGAGUCUGUCGCCUUAACGACUUGGCCACGACUACAAACUGUCAACUGCCAUUGAUCUGGACGUUUUGGAAAAACGAACUAUUUUUAUUCAUUAUUCACACCUGGGUGGAAAAAUCUCAACAGAUUUCCACUGUCUCACUAAACUCUACGCAGGACUACCAAGUGAUUAUAUCUUUUAUCAUAUUUGGGAAUCAAAAGGAAUCGGCGGAUUUGAUUGGUCCACCUCUCGAUCUGCAGUCGAAUGCCCUUCCAAUUUUCUAUACUCCCGACUUUCUUCUCCACGAAUUAUCUAAUGCCAAAUUAUUUACAUUUUCUACCCUUUUUGUUAAUAUUCAUCUCGCAAAAUUGUGCUUUUCUUUAUUCCUUCACAUAACGUAAUUAAAAUUUUGACCUUGUCUAUCUUCGUAGAUUACGUAG
Messenger RNA from Paramuricea clavata, 5290 nucleotides. NCBI's taxonomy places the organism in Eukaryota, Metazoa, Cnidaria, Anthozoa, Malacalcyonacea, Plexauridae. The record is from the annotation of a GenBank genome assembly.